Molecule: messenger RNA, 6126 nt
Organism: Folsomia candida
Lineage: Eukaryota; Metazoa; Arthropoda; Collembola; Entomobryomorpha; Isotomidae
Product: myosin heavy chain, muscle
Exons: 25
Coding region: 14-6055 (2013 amino acids)
Cellular component (GO): myosin complex
Molecular function (GO): cytoskeletal motor activity; ATP binding; actin filament binding
Source: RefSeq, a predicted model, not a curated record
UAAACUCAUCACCAUGGAAACUGACUCUAAAACCCCCAAAAACUGCUCCAAAUUCCACAGACACCCACCCACACCACACUCCAUCCAUGCUAAAAAUAGAAUUUUGCACGAAAAUCAUAAAAAAUAUGACUCCCAAUCUCAUCGCAUAAUAAAAAUAUUCCUCUCAGUCGCUUCCGAACUCUUCACAUCUUUGCAACUUUACACUCAAUUUCCCUGGCAACUCCACCGUUUCCUUGCAACCAUGGUGAUUGAGCAAAAAUUCUUGGCGGGGGAGGAGCCUGACCCGACCCCAUUUUUAUUCGUCUCCCUGGAAAUGAAACGCCAGGACCAGACGAAGCCUUAUGAUGCCAAAACGGCCUGUUGGGUUCCGGACGAAAAGGAGUGUUUCGUUCAGGCCACGAUCACCGGGACCAAGGGGGAUCAGGUUACGGUUAAGCUGCCAUCGGGGGAUGACAAAACCUUCAAAAAGGACCUCGUGGGCCAGGUGAACCCCCCAAAGUACGAGAAAUCCGAGGACAUGUCGAACCUCACCUAUCUCAACGACGCCUCCGUCCUCUACAACUUACAGCAGCGCUACUACAACAAACUCAUCUAUACGUAUUCCGGCCUGUUCUGCGUGGCAAUCAACCCCUACAAACGAUACCCCAUCUACACGGCUCGGGCCAUGAAAAUUUAUUUCGGACGCAGGAGGAAUGAAGUCCCUCCGCAUAUUUUCGCCAUUUCCGAUGGGGCUUACUCAGAGAUGAUGACGAACCACCAAAACCAAUCGAUCCUGAUCACCGGUGAAUCCGGCGCGGGCAAAACCGAAAACACAAAAAAGGUAAUCGCCUACUUCGCCCUGGUCGGGGCCUCUGGAAACAAAGGGGACGAGAACAAAAUUUCCCUCGAGGACCAAAUCGUCCAAACCAACCCCGUCCUCGAAGCCUUCGGAAACGCCAAAACCACCAGGAACGAUAACUCGUCGCGCUUCGGAAAGUUCAUCCGAAUCCACUUUGGCCCCUCGGGGAAGCUCGCCGGAGGGGAUAUCGAAACUUAUCUACUGGAAAAGGCCCGAGUCAUAUCGCAGCAACCUCUGGAAAGAUCCUACCAUAUUUUUUACCAGAUUAAUUCCGGGGCUGUUAAGGGUUUGAAAGAGUCCUUGUCGCUUAGCAACGAUAUCCAUGACUACCAUUUUGUGAGCCAGGGGAAAACAACGAUCCCCGGGGUGGAUGAUGCCGCGGAACUAGAGCAGACCCAUCUCGCCUUCGAAAUCCUGGCCUUUUCAAAAACCGAGCGCCAGAACGUGUACGAGGUGACCGCGGGGGUCAUGCACUUGGGGGAAUUGAAGUUUAAACAGCAGGGUCGCGAGGAGCAGGCGCAGGCGGAUGCGCCGGAUGCGGGUGACAAAACCGGAAAAAUGCUCGGCGUAUCCGGCGAGGAGUUGUACAACUGUUUCGUGAAGCCCCGAAUAAAAGUGGGCACGGAGUUCGUCACAAAAGGUCAAAACGUGAACCAGUGCAACUACGCCGUGGGUGCCAUGGGAAAGGCAAUUUUCGACCGGGUUUUUAAAUUCCUCGUCAAAAAAUGUAACCAAACGCUGGAUAAUGCGAAUAAAAAACAGCAUUUUAUUGGUGUACUGGACAUUGCGGGGUUCGAGAUUUUUGAUUUCAACGGAUUCGAGCAGCUCUGUAUAAACUUUACGAAUGAGAAAUUGCAGCAGUUUUUCAAUCAUCACAUGUUUGUGUUGGAGCAGGAGGAGUACAAAAGGGAAGGUCUGGACUGGAUUUUCGAGGACUUUGGGAUGGAUUUACAAGCGUGUAUCGACAUGAUGGAGAGGCCCAUGGGGGUUUUUUCUAUCUUAGAGGAGGAGUCCAUGUUUCCCAAGGCAACGGACCAAACCUUCCUUGAAAAACUGAACAACAACCUGCUGAGCAAAAGCCCGUGUUACAUCAAACCGAAACCCCCCAAGGCGGGGCAGAAGGAGGCCCAUUUCGCUUGUGUGCACUAUGCGGGGACGGUCCCCUACAACAUAGCCUCCUGGCUCGAGAAGAACAAGGACCCCUUGAACGACACCGUCGUGGACUUGUUCAAAAAGGGGACCAACGAACUAGUUCAGGAAAUAUUUUCCGACCAUCCCGGGCAAAGCGGGGGUGCGGACACGGCCAAGGGAGGAAAAAAGCAGAAAGGCUCGGCCUUCAUCACGGUCUCCGCCUCCUACCGCGAGCAACUCAAUAAUUUAAUGGCCACGCUAAAAGCGACGCACCCGCACUUCAUCCGCUGCAUCAUCCCCAACGAGGUCAAAACCCCGGGGCUGAUCGACGCCCAUUUGGUGAUGCACCAGCUGACCUGCAACGGGGUCUUGGAAGGGAUCAGGAUUUGUCGGAAGGGGUUUCCUAAUCGAAUGGCCUAUGCCGAUUUCUGCUUUCGCUACCAAAUCCUGGCCUCCAAACCGAUGGCCGCUCAAAAAGACGACAAAAAAAUCGCGACGGCAUGUUUCGAGCACAUCGGCCUGGCCGCGGACAAAUGGCGCGUGGGCCAUACAAAAGUUUUCUUCCGCGCCGGCGUCCUCGGAGAAAUGGAAGAACUCCGCGACGACCAAAUCGCGAAAAUCAUGAUUUAUCUCCAGUCCCGCAUCCGCAACUAUCUCACGCGCAAAACCUACCGCGAGCUAAAAACCCAGCGCUUGGCCCUAGAAGUCGUCCAGCGCUCGCUCCGCAGUUACGUAAAACUCCGCCUCUGGCCCUGGUGGUCCUUGUGGAAAGUCCUAAAACCCACUCUGAAAGUCGUCUGCAUCGCGGAUGAGAUUAAAAAAUUCGAGGACCGCCUUUCAAAAGCGAGUGAUUCCGUUUCCACGGAGGAAACUUUGAAGAAAAAUUCGGAGUCAAAAGGGAAAAAACUCGAAGAUGAGAAAAACAACGUCCUAAAACAAUUAGAAGAGUUACGAGCGAUGGGAGGUGAUUUUGGGGAUAAAAUUAAUCGUCUGAACGCCCAAAAGAACGAGCUGGAUAACCAAGUGAAUGAUUAUAAUUCGCGUUUGGCUGUUGAGGAGGAGGCGAGAUUGGUGUUGCAACAGCAGAAGAAAAAAUUGGAGCAGGAAAUUGGGAAUUUGAAAGCGGAAUUGGAUGAGCAAGGGGGGAAAUUGAGUGGGAUUGAAGGGGAUACGGCGAAUAAGGUUAAUCAGAUUGAGAAUUUAAAGGGGGAGUUGGCCUCUCAGGAGGAGUUGAUCGCUAAAUUAAUGAAGGAGAAGAAACAGAUGCAGGAUGGGCUGAAGAAGUCCAGCGAGGAUUGUCAGGCGCAAGAAGACAAGCUAAACCACCUCUCAAAGAUAAAACAAAAGUUAGAACGCGCCAUGGACGAGCUAGAAGACUCCCUGGAACGUGAGAAAAAGCAACGCUGCGACAUAGAAAAAACAAAAAACAAGACCGAGUCCGACCUAAAGUUAAACCAAGAAGGCCUCGCGGAUCUCGAGCGUAACAAAAAGGAACUCGAGCAGGCCAUCCAGCGAAAGGACAAGGAAAUCGCCUCCCUCGCUGCUAAAUUAGAAGAGGAAAACAAUUUAAUAGCUAAGUUACAACGCCAAAUUAAAGAGUUACAAGCGCGGAUUGAAGAAUUAGAGGAAGAACUCGAAAUCGAGCGCCAAUCCAGAGCAAAAGCGACGAAGGGAAGGGCUGAAUUAGCCAAGGAACUGGAGGAUUUAGGGGAAAAAUUAGAAGAAGCCGGGGGGCAAACUGCGACCCAGAUUGAAAUGAACAAGAAAAGGGAGGCCGAGCUGGGGAAGUUACGGAGGGAGCUGGAGGAGACUAAUUUGAAUCAUGAGGCCGUUAUGGGUGGGGUCAGGAAGAAGCAUAAUGAUGCGGUGGCGGAAAUGGCGGAGCACAUUGACAAUUUGAACAAAAUGAAGGGCAAGGCCGAGAAGGAGAGGGGCGUGGCGGCGUCGGAAUUAAACGACCUCCGCGCGGCCCUGGACCACGUGACGAACGAGAAAAUCUCCAGCCAGAAACUGGGAAAGCACUUACAGCAAAACCUAUCCGAUGUUCAGAACAAAUUUGAACAAAUUACCCGUCAAUUGAACGAGUGCGAGCAGGCCAAGAAGAAAUUGAGCCUGGAUAAUGGGGAUUUAUCGAGGCAGAUCGAAGAGGCCGAGUCCACGGUUAGCCAGCUGUCGAAGGCCAAGGUCUCCCUGGCGACCCAACUUGAAGACACCAAGCGCCUCGGGGACGAAGAAUCCCGUGAGAAAGCGGCGCUGCUCGGAAAAUUCCGUAACGUUGAACACGAUUUGGAAACUUUAAGGGAACAGCUGGAGGAAAUUGCGGAAGGGAAAAGUGAGAUUCAGAAAGGGAUCAGCAAAUCCAAUGCGGAAGCGCAGUUUUACAGGGCGAAAUAUGAGUCUGAAGGGUUGGCUAAAAUCGAGGAGUUGGAGGGGGCAAAGGCCAAACUCCUCGCACGUUUAUCCGAAGCGGAGGAAACGAUCGAGUCCUUAAAUCAAAAAUCGAUCUCCUUGGAGAAAACCAAGCAGCGCCUGACGACGCAGCUGGAGGACAUGCUUCAAGAAGUGGAUCGCUAUCGGGCUCUCGUGAGUCAGAUGGAAAAGAAACAGAUUUACUUUGAUAAGAUCAUCCAAGAGUGGAAAAAUAAGGUCAACGACCUCCAAAUGGAGUUGGAUGCGUCGAGAAAGGAAGCCCGAAACUACUCCACGGAGCUCUUCCGCACGAAAGCCCUGUACGAAGAGCAAUUGGAGCAAAUCGAAAUCGCCCAACGGGAGAACAAGAACCUGGCCGAGGAGAUCAAAGACCUCAUGGACCAAAUUUCCGAAGGGGGUCGGAACAUCCAUGAAUUGGAAAAGGCUCGAAAUAGGAUCCAAAUUGAAAAGGAUGAGUUGCAAUCCGCGUUGGAGGAGGCCGAAUCGGCUCUCGAACAGGAGGAGAACAAAGUCCUGAGGGUUCAGUUGGAGUUGAGCCAGAUCCGCCAGGAGAUCGACCGCCGCCUCGCCGAAAAGGAAGAAGAGUUCGAAAACGCUCGGAAAAACUACCAGCGCACCCUCGAUUCAAUGCAAGCCUCGCUCGAGGCCGAGUCCAACGGCAAAGCGGAAGCGCUCCGGAUGAAGAAAAAGCUCGAAUCGGACAUCAACGAGCUCGAAAUCGCUUUGGAUCAUUCGAACAAAGCGAACGCGGAGGCGCAGAAAGCUAUUAAAAAAUAUAUCCAACAGUUGAAAGACGUGCAAACGGCGCUGGAGGAGGAAACGCGCGCGCAUGAUGAAGCGCGGGAAGAAUAUGGGAUCGCGGAAAGGCGCGCGCAUGCGCUCGCGGGUGAGUUGGAAGAGUCGCGGACGUUGUUUGAACAGGCGGAUCGCGCGAGGAGGAUCGCGGAAGGGGAGUUGAGCGGGGUCAGGGAAGCGCUGGGGGAAUUGGGGGGGAGCGUGAGUGCCUUACAGGGGAUCAAGAGGAAAUUAGAGGGGGAGGUGGAGGCCGUUCAUGCCGAGCUGGAGGAGAUCCUGAACGAGGCGAAGAACCAGGAGGAGAAGGCGAAAAAAGCGAUGGUGGAUGCGGCGCGGUUGGCGGACGAGCUGCGGAUGGAGCAGGAGUUCUCCCAGAACCAGGAAAAGGCUCGGAAAGCCAUGGAAAUCCAGAUGAAGGAGUUGCAGGCGAGGUUGGAGGUGGCCGAGGGCGAGGCGAUGAAAGGGGCCCGCCGCAUCAUCGCCAAACUGGAGGAAAAACUGCACGCGAUCGAGCAGGAGCUUGACAUUGAGCAGCGUCGCCAUGGGGAAGCCCAGAAAAACGUUCGGAAAUGCGACCGUCGGGUCAAAGAGCUCACCUUCCAGUCGGAGGAGGAUCGGAAAAACCACGAAAAAAUGCAGGAUUUGGUGGAGAAGCUGCAGCAGAAAAUCAGGACGUACAAGAGGCAGAUUGAGGAGGCGGAGGAGAUAGCCGCCCUGAACUUGGCCAAGUUCAACAAAGCCCAACAAGAACUGGACGACGUCUCCGAGCGCGCGGAACAAGCCGAGGCCGUCCUCAUGCGCGCCGGGCGCCCGAGCGGAGGACCGCGCGGUCAGCGAGCCCCUAGCAACAUGAAUUUUUAAAAUCUCUGUUACUAUGGAAAUUUUUUGUGUGUGCAUAAUUAAAUGAGCAAAUUACAAAAACCUUAAAAAUA